Molecule: messenger RNA, 2825 nt
Organism: Lotus japonicus
Lineage: Eukaryota; Viridiplantae; Streptophyta; Magnoliopsida; Fabales; Fabaceae
Product: protein ROOT HAIR DEFECTIVE 3-like
Exons: 23
Coding region: 132-2573 (813 amino acids)
Biological process (GO): endoplasmic reticulum membrane fusion
Cellular component (GO): endoplasmic reticulum
Molecular function (GO): GTPase activity; GTP binding
Source: RefSeq, a predicted model, not a curated record
AAGAAAAGACAUAGAAGGCAACAUUACAAAAACAAGGGAAUGAAUAAGCUUUCUGUGAAUGAAAUGAGAGAUCGCUUUCCUUAACCGUAAUCCAUCCGUGAUCUCAUUCGGAGUUCAACCACCUCGCAAAAAUGGCGAAGAGUGAGAGUUGUUGUUCCACUCAGCUUAUUGAUGGAGAUGGCGUAUUCAAUGUUACCGGUAUUGAAAACUUCAUGAAAGAGGUUAACUUACGCGAAUGUGGACUUUCCUAUGCAGUAGUUUCCAUUAUGGGACCACAAAGUAGUGGCAAGAGCACGCUAGUAAAUCAUUUGUUCAAUACCAACUUCAGGGAGAUGGAUGCAUUUAAGGGAAGGUCUCAAACAACCAAAGGAAUUUGGAUGGCUAAAUGUAUUGGCAUAGAGCCUUGUACACUUGUGAUGGAUUUGGAGGGCACAGAUGGAAGAGAACGUGGAGAGGAUGAUACUACAUUUGAAAAGCAGAGUGCACUAUUUGCUUUGGCGUUUUCUGAUAUAGUGCUAAUAAACAUGUGGUGUCAUGACAUUGGCCGUGAGCAAGCUGCAAAUAAGCCGCUUUUGAAAACUGUGUUUGAGGUCAUGAUGAGAUUGUUUAGUCCACGCAAAACAACAUUGUUGUUUGUGAUACGUGAUAAAACAAAGACACCACUUGAAAAUUUAGAUCCUGUUCUGCGAGAAGAUAUUCAGAAGAUAUGGGACUCCGUUCCUAAACCACAGGCUCAUAAGGAAACCCCACUAAGUGAAUUUUUCAAUGUUCAAGUUGUUGCUCUUUCUAGUUUUGAAGAAAAGGAGGAGCAAUUUAGGGAGCAGGUUGCCAACUUGAGGCAGCGAUUCUAUCAUUCUAUUGCUCCUGGUGGGCUUGCGGGGGAUCGAAGGGGAGUAGUUCCUGCUUCAGGCUUUUCAUUUAGUGCUCAACAAAUCUGGAAAGUUAUUAAGGAGAACAAGGAUCUUGACCUUCCUGCACACAAGGUAAUGGUUGCUACUGUAAGAUGUGAAGAAAUUGCCAAUGAAAAAUAUGCCCUUUUCUCUGCAAAUGAGGACUGGUGUCAGUUGGAAGAAGCUGUGAAAUCUGGCCCUGUCUCUGGAUUUGGGAAAAAACUCAAUUCACUCCUUGGUUCUUAUCUUUCAGAGUAUGAUGUUGAAGCCACUUAUUUUGAUGAGGGCGUGAGAACUGCAAAACAAAAGCAGCUUCAAGAAAAAUUGCUGCAACUUGUCCAACCAACAUUCCAAAUUGCACUAGGACAUGUAAGGUCUGGGACUUUGGAUAAGUUCAAGGAAGCAUUUGAAAAGGCUUUGAAUGGAGGGGAUGAGUUUUCUGCUGCUGCUAAUAAUUGCAUAGGGGCUCAUAUGGCUCAGUUUGAUGAAGGAUGUGCAGAUGUUGUUGUUGAAAUGACAAAAUGGGAUACAUCUAAAGUAAGGGAGAAACUGCGGCAUGAUAUUGAUGUACAUGUUGCGUCUGUACGUGCAGCUAAGCUUUCAGAACUUACUUCAUCAUAUGAGGAAAAACUGAAAGAGGCCUUGUCUGGACCUGUUGAAACUCUUCUGGAUGGAGCUAACAGUGAUACUUGGCCAUCAAUAAGGAAGCUUCUUAAUCGUGAGAGUGAAUCAGCUGUUUCUGGGUUCUCUGCUGCACUUACCAGAUUUGAUAUGGAUGAACAAACAAGAAAGAACAUGAUUGUGAGUUUAGAGGAUUAUGCAAAGGGUGUUAUUGAAACAAAGGCUAGGGAAGAAGCUAGCAGAGUUCUAAUCCGUAUGAAGGAUCGGUUUAUGACAUUGUUUAGUCAUGAUUCUGAUUCAAUGCCUCGUAUUUGGACGGGAGACGAAAAUGUUCGAGCCAUUACCAAGAGUGCCCGCGCAGCUUCCAUGAAGUUGCUAUCUGUAAUGGCUGUAAUUCGUUUGGAAGAUGAUGACGAUAAUGAUAUUGUUGAGAAAACGUUGGCAGUUGCACUGGCGGAUUCAUCAAGCAGUUCGGGUAAAGAUAGAAGCAUCAGUGCAGUUGAUCCACUGGCUUCCAGCACUUGGGAACAGGUACCAUCCUCAAAAACAUUGAUUACACCUGUCCAGUGCAAAUCUUUGUGGAGGCAAUUCAAGAUGGAGACAGAAUGUGUUGUCACUCAGGCCAUUUCUGCUCAGGAGGCUAACAAGCGUAGUAACAACUGGUUACCUCCACCAUGGGCGAUUGUUGCUUUGAUUAUUCUGGGAUUUAAUGAAUUUAUGACACUUUUAAGAAAUCCCUUGUACUUAGGUCUCAUCUUUGGUGGUUAUCUUCUCAUUAAGGCCCUAUGGGUGCAGCUUGACGUUGCGGGUGAAUUUCGCCAUGGAGCUCUUCCGGGAAUCUUAUCCUUGUCUAGCAAGUUUUUUCCAACUAUCAUGAACCUUAUCAGAAAACUAUCAGAGGCGGGACAGAGCCCUGCAACUAACAAUCCUCGGAGAAAUCCAUCACAAAGCAAUAGCAAUGUUACUACUGCUGGUAGUGCUAUAUCAUCUAGUACUUCAUCUGAUGCAUUUUCAUCCAACAAAGGAACUGAGUAUACUGCUAGUCCAUCAAAAUAUGAGUAGGUGAAAACUCUUCUGUUGGAGGAUGGUGAUGGUGUCUACUAGGGGCAUGUGACUUUUGAUAGAUUUAUAAUACAUUCAAAGGCAUUGAUUUUUUGUGCAAGUGCCACAUACAAGGGGCUGUGUUUUGUUCCGAGGUACCCCUUGAAAUAGAUAUGAUAUCUCUUUUUUCCAAUUUAAGUUUUUUCAGUUAGUUGGAGAAGCUACAUAAUUUCUAAUGAUUACCCUGGCCUUGCAUUUUGAGAAAUCUCUCUA